GUUUGGGUGACAUUUACCCGACGCAGCUAGCACUUCCACACUAAUUUGUUCAGAAAGUUAAACAAACGACAAAAUGUCAGCUACUAAGUAGCGCUAAACGUAGCUAACUGCAGUACAUAGCUGCUCAGUCAAGCUAAACCCGACAGCUAGCUACACGGCGUUUGUUAGUGUAGCUAACUUAGCUAGCAUGGAGUAUCUCAGGAAACCCCUGUUUACUUUUACCCAGCAGUGGAAACCCCUCAGCUGUAUUCAACACAGAUAUUGUUCUAAAUCAGCGAACUUUAGUGUGGCUUCAAGAGAGAGGAAGACAACUGUAGACAAGUUCAAGAGCCAGGUAUCCUCUGGUCCAAGUUUCCAGGACUUUAUCAGAGGAGUUUCAGUGAAUAAGAGUUUUGUUGCAGAUGAAGAGUACAGACAUGGUUAUCUCUCUGAGGAUCUGGAGCUGGGGAAUUCAAGGAAAGUGUAUUUUGAAACCUAUGGAUGUCAGAUGAAUGUGAACGACACAGAGAUAGCCUGGUCCAUACUGCAGAGGAAAGGAUAUCAACGCACAGUUCACCUUAGUGAGGCAGACGUUGUCCUUCUGGUAACAUGCUCCAUAAGAGAAAAAGCUGAACAAACUAUAUGGAAUCGACUACAACAGCUGACAGCUAUGAAAAAGAAACGGUUAAAGACCCACACACCAAUGAAAAUUGGGAUUUUAGGCUGCAUGGCAGAGAGGCUGAAGACAGAGCUUUUGGAGCGGGAGAAGCUUGUGGACGUUCUCGCCGGUCCAGACGCCUACCGAGACCUCCCCCGCCUCCUGACUGUAGCUGACGGAGGUCAACAGGCGAGCAACGUGCUGCUGUCGUUAGAGGAGACCUACGCUGACAUCAUGCCUGUCCACCACGCUCCUCAGGGACACAGUGCUUUUGUGUCCAUCAUGCGAGGCUGUGACAACAUGUGCAGUUACUGCAUUGUCCCCUUCACCAGAGGGAGAGAGAGGAGUCGACCCGUCAGCUCCAUACUUGAAGAAGUUCGGAUGCUCUCUGACCAGGGCGUGAAGGAGGUGACUCUGCUGGGUCAGAACGUGAACAGCUACAGAGACACGUCCGAGGAACAGUUCUGUGGCUCAGAGCCGACCGCGCUCAGCCGCGGCUUCAACACCAUCUACAGAACAAAACAGGGAGGUCUGCGAUUCUCCGACCUGCUGGACCAGGUGUCACUCAUCGAUCCUGACAUGAGGAUCAGGUUUACCUCCCCUCAUCCCAAGGACUUUCCUGACGAGGUUUUGCAUCUGAUCGCAGAGCGAAGGAACAUCUGUAAGCAGAUCCACCUGCCAGCUCAGAGUGGCAGCAGCAAGGUCCUGAAAGCAAUGCGCAGAGGCUACACGAGAGAGGCCUACCUUGAUCUUGUAAAGCACAUCAAGAGAAUUAUCCCAGAGGUGAGUCUCAGCAGUGACUUCAUCUCAGGCUUCUGUGGCGAGACAGACGACGACCACCUGCAGACUCUGUCACUGAUCAGAGAGGUGGGCUACAACGUGGGCUUCCUGUUUGCGUACAGUAUGAGAAAGAAAACCCACGCCUCCCAUCGGCUACAAGACGACGUGCCAGCUGAGGUGAAGCAGCGCAGGCUUGAGGAAUGUAUAACUGUGUUCAGAGAGGAAGCUGCAAGAGUUAACGCUGCUCUCAUCAGCAGCACACAGCUCGUCCUGGUGGAGGGAGAAAGUAAAAGAUCUGCCAAGGACCUGUGUGGGAGAACUGAUGGCAAUAUGAAAGUGAUUUUCCCCAAAGAGGACGUUGCUGUUCUGCCUGCUGAAUCCAACACUGCACCAGUCAGUGCUGGGGACUAUGUGCUGGUGAAGAUACUGUCAGCCAACUCCCAGAGCCUGAGAGGCCGAGGCCUCAGCCACAGCUCCCUGAGAGGAUCAGUGAGGCACUACGAGACUCUGCCAAGCCACCGGCAUGAUGAACAUGUGGCCUCAGACUCAUCCAUGAUUGAAAGGUGCUCUUGAAUGACACAGGUGACAUCACAAGAAACAAACUGUCACUCUUUGGGAAAACUAGCACACUGCCCACUUCUCUUGAAUGACUUUGAAGACACACGGAGGCUGUUAUAACGGGAAUAUUGAUCAUCUUACAGUCACAUUGGACUCCUUGAAUGGGCUGUGCAAUAUUUUAUUUAUACAGACAGUAAGUAUUUGUUUGUACACAUUAAACUGCUCAAGGCUGCAUUUACACGAAAUCAGGGGUUGCAAUGAAAAUGGCUGUCUUACCAUUCAUUUGAGUGUGGGUAGUGUGUCUAGACUCUGGUGGUGGGACUGCAGGUGAGGCCAGGUUAAAAAAAAUGCAGCGGUCUGCAUCAGAUGGUUUAAACAUAAUCAACUGUUGGAGAAACGCAAAACAAUAUCAUGCUGUCAUGGCCAAUCAUUUAACAGGUGAUUAAACCCAAAGAUGCCCGCUGUCCAUGGGAACAAGAAAUACAAUGAUAUAUUGGGUAAAAGAAAUAACAAAGUGUGUAUUAACAGCAGUGUAAAGGCUACUAUCCUACAAAGAAGAGCACUUGCUUUGUCUGUGUGUGCAAGAACGUGUGUCAUUUGUGGCAGUGAAUACUACAGCGAAGGAAUUCUGCAAAUCAGUCACUAAGACAGCAAAGCUGGCUUUCACACUUGGAUCUCCCACAAAAUGUCCUUUUAUGUAGCAUUCCCACACCAACGCACAACCCUGGUGAUCCACCUGAUUUGGUGUGACUACAACCCAAGACCCUUUUUUACACCUGGUAUUAUCAAAGGUAUUGGAUGAUCUGAUCACAAGUGGACGGCUCUAAAGCCCCUUCCACCUGCAU
This is a messenger RNA of Plectropomus leopardus (leopard coralgrouper), 2820 nucleotides long. RefSeq names its product CDK5 regulatory subunit associated protein 1 (gene cdk5rap1). The record is from RefSeq and is a predicted model, not a curated record. Gene Ontology annotation, biological process: tRNA modification; negative regulation of cyclin-dependent protein serine/threonine kinase activity. NCBI's taxonomy places the organism in Eukaryota, Metazoa, Chordata, Actinopteri, Perciformes, Serranidae. Gene Ontology annotation, cellular component: mitochondrion; cytosol. Gene Ontology annotation, molecular function: tRNA-2-methylthio-N(6)-dimethylallyladenosine(37) synthase activity; 4 iron, 4 sulfur cluster binding.